UAUAUGAAGGCGCCGUCUCUUUAACCUCGCUCCAUUUUUGCUUUCUUUUUUAUUCUUGCAGAACCAGAGUUUAGCUUCACAAACCAUAACCAUUAUGGAUCCCAUCAAGGGUUUGGAGGACUCCAUGGAUAUCGAAGCUCUCUUGAAGUUUUAUGAUGAUGGACAAAGUGCUGCAGAAACAUUGGCUAUCAAGCAACUAGCUGGUACUGGAGAAACCGAACAUCCAAUUAGCCAACAUCAAGCAACUCAUGAUCAAGCUACUAGACCAUCUAGCAAAAAAAGGGGAGAACAAACCCCUCUAGAUAAAGAAGAACAAAGAAGAAGAAAACAAAUUGCCGAUAAAAAAAGCCGUGCCAAAAAAAAGGCAAACUCAAACAAAAAAGAAGAGGAGUUGCAAGCUUCCAAACGAAAAGUGAAAGAACUUGAAAGUGAAAAGGCGUUAUGGAAUGAGGAAAGAAACUCGAUGGCUCAGAAGAUUGGGCGGCUUAAAUCUAAAAACAAAAGAUUGAAAGAGGACGCUGAUGGGAAAAUUGUAGAGGAGUUAAGAGGUCUCAAGACUGAAGUUUACAAACUUAAAGGUGUGAAUGCAUCUAUGAUUGUGGAAGGAGACAUGACGAAAAAAAAUUUGCAGAGAGAAGACACUUAUACUAAGCAACUUGAAUUGAAAACAAGAGUUGACACUUAUAACUCUAACGAAGCUAAUAGAGGACAACAAGAGUUGGUGAAUAUGUUUUUGCAUAUGGAACAAGAGCAGUUAGGGCAAGAGAAGAAUGGAAGACUUGGACGUCCUAUUGCGACAUCAAGAAUACCGUCUAUGCAAGUUGAGAAAUGGAAUAGAGAGGUUGAAGAAGCAAGGAAUGAUCGUGCCGAGGGGAAAAAGCAAAUUCUUGAGGAGAUGCGCGCUGAGGGAAUAAAGCAAAUGAAUGAAUUUCUUGAGGAGAUGCGCGCUGAGGGAAAAAGACAAAUGGAUGAAUUUCUUGAGCAGAUGCGUGCUGAGAAUGCAAGAUUAAUGUCUGAAUAUAUGAUGAUUAAUUCAUCUUGAGAGUUGCUAAAGCAAUCUGGUGUUUCAAAGACUAUGUUAUCAUCGGCCUGCUGGAACUUUUGUCUAUUGGAUUGUGACAACUUAAUUAAUUACGUCUUUUAUGAACUAUUUGUAGCUAGCUUUAUAUUUUAUCAAAACCCAAGUCGAACAAAUUAAGUUGCUGUACGUUGUGUUUGUUUUGUGAAUGGUUGGCUUGUUAUUAUAUGCAGGCUAGACGCAUGCAUGAUUAGUAUAAUAUACUUGAGACCUUUUUUGGUA
Messenger RNA from Tripterygium wilfordii, 1300 nucleotides. RefSeq names its product trichohyalin-like. The transcript has 5 exons. Lineage: Eukaryota; Viridiplantae; Streptophyta; Magnoliopsida; Celastrales; Celastraceae. The record is from RefSeq and is a predicted model, not a curated record. Bases 95 to 1042 code for a protein of 315 amino acids.